GGUACUGGGAACCGAGCGGCAGGCAGUCCCCGCAGGUUUGUGAAAGAGGUCGGUGGCCGCAGCGGACGCCAGUCAGUUUUGAGGAAAAAAAAUCACUUCUCGCUGUACUGGAUAGCAAAAAUUAAGUGACUUCCUCUACUGUGAACCAUGGCGCUGUCAUUCCGGAAGGACUUAGAAAAAUACAAGGACCUGGAUGAAGAUGAACUCCUUGGGAAUCUGUCAGAAAUAGAACUGAAACAGCUGGAAACUGUUCUGGAUGAUCUUGACCCUGAGAACGCCCUUCUGCCUGCAGGGUUCCGGCAGAAGAACCAGACAUCAAAGUCUGCCACAGGGCCAUUUGAUCGAGAACACCUCCUUUCAUAUCUGGAGAAGGAAGCUUUGGAGCAUAAGGACAGGGAAGACUAUGUGCCCUACACUGGAGAAAAAAAAGGGAAAAUAUUUAUCCCCAAACAGAAACCUGUACAGACUUUUACAGAAGAAAAAGUAUCUCUUGAUCCAGAACUAGAAGAAGCUUUGACAAGUGCUUCUGAUACAGAAUUGUGUGACCUCGCAGCUAUUCUUGGGAUGCACAAUUUGAUAACAAAUACACAGUUCUGCAACAUAGUGGGAAGUAGUAAUGGUGUCGACCAAGAACAUUUUUCAAAUGUGGUAAAAGGGGAAAAGAUUCUUCCAGUAUUCGAUGAGCCCCCAAAUCCAACCAAUGUUGAAGAAAGUUUAAAGAGGAUUAAAGAAAAUGAUGCUUGUCUUGUUGAAGUUAAUUUGAAUAAUAUAAAGAAUAUCCCAAUUCCAACCCUGAAAGAUUUUGCGAAGGCUUUGGAAACCAACACACAUGUGAAAUAUUUCAGUCUUGCAGCCACCCGAAGCAAUGACCCUGUUGCUAUUGCUUUUGCAGAUAUGCUAAGAGUGAACAAAAAUUUGAAGAGCUUAAAUAUGGAAUCCAACUUUAUUACAGGAGUUGGGAUUCUAGCACUGAUUGAUGCUUUGAAAGAGAAUGAAACCCUGAUGGAGCUGAAAAUUGACAACCAGAGGCAGCAGCUGGGGACAGCUGUAGAAUUGGAAAUGGCCAACAUGCUUGAGGAAAAUACCAAUAUCCUUAAAUUUGGAUAUCAGUUUACUCAGCAAGGACCCCGAACCAGGGCAGCUAAUGCAAUAACAAAAAACAAUGACUUAGUUCGCAAGAGACGAGUUGAAGGAGACCACCAGUAA
Budorcas taxicolor (takin) is the source of this 1206-nucleotide messenger RNA. It is a transcript of the gene TMOD3, whose product is annotated as tropomodulin 3. The coding region runs from base 148 to 1206 and encodes 352 amino acids. Gene Ontology annotation, biological process: myofibril assembly; pointed-end actin filament capping; muscle contraction. The transcript has 10 exons. Gene Ontology annotation, cellular component: myofibril; striated muscle thin filament. The record is from RefSeq and is a predicted model, not a curated record. NCBI's taxonomy places the organism in Eukaryota, Metazoa, Chordata, Mammalia, Artiodactyla, Bovidae. Gene Ontology annotation, molecular function: tropomyosin binding.